This is a messenger RNA of Paramisgurnus dabryanus, 2584 nucleotides long. RefSeq names its product tissue factor pathway inhibitor a (gene tfpia). Gene Ontology annotation, biological process: negative regulation of peptidase activity. The record is from RefSeq and is a predicted model, not a curated record. Gene Ontology annotation, molecular function: serine-type endopeptidase inhibitor activity. NCBI's taxonomy places the organism in Eukaryota, Metazoa, Chordata, Actinopteri, Cypriniformes, Cobitidae. Gene Ontology annotation, cellular component: extracellular region.
ACCCCAGUCAAUGAAUAGCAAGAGCGCGCGGACUCCACACUAAACUUUACUCACAACUCUGAAGAAGUGUGUGCUCGCAUCGUCUGUUAUAAUGGCUCCAGUACUUCACCCGACCUGUACAGCUUUACUUCUCCUCUCUCUUAUUGGAGUAUGUUUCACUCAUUCUGCAAGGGGUUUUUGUCACCACCGUCAGAUGUCACCACCGUCAGCAGAUGGAGUGAGAUCUGAACUCCGCAUUUUCCAUCACUCAUGUGCCCUGAAGAAACAUGAAGGGCCCUGCAAGGCAAUAAUGGACAGAUUUUACUUCGACAUUGACACAGGUCGCUGCGAGGCCUUUGAAUAUGGAGGUUGUCAAGGCAAUGCCAACAAUUUCGAGACCCUGGAGGAAUGCGAGAAAAUGUGUGUUGUGAAAGAGAAUAAAAGCCCAUGCCAUCUGGAGGAUGAGCCCGGGCCAUGCCGAGGUCUGGUGCCACGCUACUUUUUCGACAGCAAGAGCCAGGAAUGCAAAAUGUUCUUUUAUGGUGGUUGCUUUGGGAAUGCCAACAACUUCAAGACCAUCAAGGAAUGCCAGGCCAGAUGUCAAUCGGACUCAAACCACAUGGACCUAAAUGCACCAUCAAAGCCAGUAGAAGAAGCCAAACCUGCUACAGAAAUCAUUGUUAAACAUGUUACUUUAGAAGUGGUGCCUUUGAAUGCAACCCAUUUGUCCCUGGCAAAGGAGUCACCACGAGCUGCACAGGAAGCAGAGUUCACUCCUCCUGAAUUCUGCAUGAGUCCGGCUGAUAGGGGCCAUUGUGAUGGAUCAGAGAGAAGAUUCGUUUACAAUCCCAGGACUCGGAGAUGCCAGAUGUUUCGCUACAGUGGCUGUGGAGGCAACAAAAACAAUUUUGCCCACAAGAGACACUGUAUGAAAAUGUGCAUGAAAGAUCACAGCAGAAGGCAAAUACGAAUUAAGACGAGGAACUCAAACAUCUUAUUGCCAUCUAGCUAGGAUGUAAAUUUCUCACAAUACUGAUACGACCCCAUCUUGGGCAAGGCUGAGACAUAAUUUGGGGCUCGUCUGGGAUCUUAACCUAGAACCUUUGCACCCCAAGUGAGAAUCAUAUACAGAGACUGCAUCACUGGAUGAAUCCAAUGCAAAUCCAAAUUAUCAACACUGCACUCCAGCAACAGUUGUGUCUGGCACACUGUUGAUACAUUUUUGCCAUCCAUAAUUCAGAGUUAUUGAAUAUUUACCUGCGUUUUAAAUGUAAUGGCGUUGUAUGUAUUUUAUGUGCGAAACACAUGAUUGUUUAGCCCAGGGGUUCUCAAAGUCCGGACUCCGGUCCGGAUCCGGACCCGACGGCAACUUGAUCCGGACCCGCGUCCACUUCAUAUUACAAGUGCAUUAAUAAUUUCUAUGUGAUUGAUUAAAUGUGUGCAUUUGCUAAUUCACAAUUGCAUAUUAAACUUGUAAACCAUUCGUUUAGUUUUUUCUUCUUUUUAGAUUUAAGAGUAUUCCUGGUCCGAAAAUAAAACGAGUUAUUUAAAAAUUUCCUGUGUGACGCUGUAGCCAUCACACCCAGAUAUUAUGUACAGCUACUUCAUGUACUACGGCUUUUGAUCAGUCCUUACCAAUCACUGUUGGUUUGAGUCGUUUAAAACAUGCAUUUAAAAAAGCAACACUCGUCAAACAUAAUCUUAUACAUAUUCUUUAUUAUCAUGAAAAUACCUGAAAAGGUUUGAAAAACAGCAAUAUAAAUAUAUCCUUAAGACAUUUCCUGAAUCUCCGUGUGUCUGGUUCUUCGUCUGCAGCACAUAUUAAGUUUCUGCCCAAGAGCGCCCCCUGGCUUUUGGAUGUAGCGGCAUUUCACCUUUAUUCGUUGAGAAGCAUGCAUCAUCAGCCAAUUUAUAGGUGCACCCCUAAUUUUGGUCAGUGUCUCUGCCUACCAACCACACUUUUUUGCCAUGGUUUAUGCAUCUGAUGGAGAACAAACUGUGCCAUUUCUCUAAUUAGGUUGCUCUGUAUUUUGCACCUGGUUACUUUUGGCAUAUUUCUUGUGUUUAUUUAAAAAAAAAAUUUUACUUUAAAUGCAAAAUACACUUAUGUUUUUCCCAAACUAUUUGUGUUGAUUUGUUAUAUAAACAAAUGAUUUACAUAAAGUUUUUCCGGACCUAUGAAAAUUAUGGGAAUUCAGAUUUGGACCUUUGAAUGUAAACUUUGAGAACCCCUGGUUUAGCCUAAACAUUCUAUAUUGUUUUCUGGGAAAGUAAGGAAUAAUUAACAUUUAAAAUGACUUAUCCUGUUAUUAACAUUACAGGGGUUUUUUUGUCACAUGUGGGGCUAUUUAACACUACUGAGUAUGUCUAACUAUAAAUGUUUCCUAAGGCUUUUAUAUUCUUCCUUGCUGUAAUUAGUCUUUUUUAUUAUCUCAAUGUUUAGAAAAACUGAUUCAGUAUGUAUGUAAGUUCACUUUUCAACAUUUUUUGUAUACUUGUUUUGGCAUUGUGCUAUAAAUUUGCACAUUGAUAAAUCCAUAGACUUGCGUGAUGUGUGUUUAAGGUACCUUACCAAUAUAAAAAAUAAACUAUUACAUUCUUAAAA